Molecule: messenger RNA, 203 nt
Organism: Racocetra fulgida
Lineage: Eukaryota; Fungi; Glomeromycota; Glomeromycetes; Diversisporales; Gigasporaceae
Source: the annotation of a GenBank genome assembly
CGAUUUCUGCGAAUUACUCUAUUGUUUCUAUACGUGCAAAAACUACAUCGUAUAAAAUGUCCGGAAUUUGUAAAGCUCGUCUCACUGAAGAACGUCGGCAGUGGAGAAAAGAUCAUCCAUACGGAUUUUAUGCACGUCCCGUAAAGACUGAAAACGGAUUAGAUUUAUUGAAUUGGCAAGUGGGAAUUCCGGGAAAAAAAGGG